AUGGUCAAACCACGCGUGAUAUACUGGUUCAGAACAGACCUCCGUUUGCACGAUUCGCCGGCCCUCCAAGCAGCCCUAGAUCUCGAGCCAGAGGUCCUCUGGCCAAUCUUCACAUGGGAUCCUCACUACGUGUACAAGGCCAGAGGAGGCGUGAAUCGGUGGCAGUUUCUAUUGGACUGCCAGAAUGACCUCUCGCAAUCCAUUACGAAGCUGAACAAGAACUCCAAGCUGUUCGUUCUCAGGGAAGGCCCGCAAACACUCCUCCCAAAACUUUUCAAAGCAUGGAAGCCCACCCACUUGGUUUUUGAAAAGGACACAGACGCAUAUGCUCGUUCUCGAGACGAGGCCGUCGCCAAAGCAGCCAAAGCAGCAGGAGUCGAAGUCAUCAUUCGACCAGGCCGAACUCUCUGGGACAGCGACGACAUCGUCAAACACCACGGCGGAAAACCCACCAUGUCGAUAACCCAGCUACAGGCGGCGGGCAAGAAGAUUGGUCCCGUCGCAAAGCCCAUUCCCGCACCUGAGAGCUUACCUGAUCCGGGAGACAUGCCCGUGGAUUUCGAGCGGCAUCUUCCUGAGACGAAACCAGAUUUCAAUGAAAGUUAUAGAUCUGAGGAAGACACUGAGUAUAAACACAUCGCGGGCCCGAAUGGCGACUUUGCAAUUGAAACGCUGGAGGAACUCGGCUUUCCUCCAGCCACGACUCCCCAUCGAGGCGGCGAAACGCGUGCCCUCAAGGCUCUCGACGAGCUCCUCAAAGAUAAAAAAUACACGGCAACUUUCCAGAAGCCAAAGACAAGUCCAGCCCAGUUCAAUCCCCAGUCCACAACCCUGCUCUCGCCAUUCUUCCACUUUGGGGCCCUCUCCGUGCGCCUGUUCUACUGGCGCGUCCACGCCAUCGUCGAGUCCUACGGCAAGGCAGCUUCAUCGCCCCCAGAGAGCCUCAUCGGCCAAGUACUCUUUCGCGACAUGUACUUUGCCGCCCAGGCAGCCCUUGGCGCAUCAUUCGCGCAGACAGCAAUGAACCCUUACUGCCGCUUCAUCCCCUGGCAUCUCCCCUCCAAGCGCGACCCAGACACAGGCCUCGCCACGGGAGAUCACCACAUCGACAACCAACAAGCCGAAACGUGGUUCCAGCGAUGGAAGGCCGGCGUCACCGGUUUCCCCUGGAUCGACGCCCUCAUGCGCCAGCUCCGACACGACGGCUGGAUCCACCACCUCGGCCGCCACAGCGUCGCCUGCUUCCUCACCCGCGGCGGCUGCUACGUCGACUGGGAGCGCGGCGCAGAGGUUUUCGAGGAGUGGCUCAUCGACCACGAGCCCGCCUGCAACAUCGGCAACUGGCAGUGGCUCUCUUGUACCGCCUUCUUCACCCAGUACUUCCGCUGCUACAGCCCCGUCUCCUUUGGCCAGAAGUGGGAUAAGGACGGCGCCCUGAUCCGGCAAUGGGUUCCUGAACUCAGCCGCGUGAAAGCAAAGUACAUCUACGAGCCGUGGAAGAUGCCUCUCUUCGACCAGAAGGAGGCCGGCGUCCGGGUCACUGGAGAUGGACUCUCGGGUCGGCAAGAGGCGACGUACCCAAAGCCCAUGUUUGAUUUCAACGAGCGGCGAGACAUCUGCAUGGCGGCCAUGAAGAAAGCAUAUGCCGUGGGGCUAUACGGAAACGACGACAGGGUUAUAGAUGGAAGCUGGAGAACAUUGUUCCCAUCCCCUGACGAGGCCGAGGUCAUGGGAGAGUAUGAAAGCGACUACGGGGAGAAUGCAGAUCAUAACGAAGAUGAACAAGACCGAGGUGAAUUAAAUGGAGAAUCUACCCAGAACAAGCGUGGUGUGGAAAGUAAUGCUGCGCAGUCCAAGCCGAAGAAGCAGAAGACAGAGGCGUAA
Messenger RNA from Trichoderma virens Gv29-8, 1884 nucleotides. Its product is annotated as putative photolyase class 1. The record is from RefSeq and is a predicted model, not a curated record. Gene Ontology annotation, molecular function: DNA binding; FAD binding. The transcript has 2 exons. NCBI's taxonomy places the organism in Eukaryota, Fungi, Ascomycota, Sordariomycetes, Hypocreales, Hypocreaceae. Gene Ontology annotation, cellular component: cytoplasm; nucleus. Bases 1 to 1884 code for a protein of 627 amino acids. Gene Ontology annotation, biological process: circadian regulation of gene expression; entrainment of circadian clock by photoperiod.